UCUCAGCCAAUCAGGCUCUCGGAUAACGCUCCGACAACAAACAAAAGAUCGAGCCUAGCCGAGCUUAUUAUACUUUAGUCGAUCCGCCCGGACUAACCUUGUUUUUUUUUUGCUACUUUGCUAACCACACGGGGCUUGUUCGUCCGAGUCUCCGCUGCUCCCGUCAGAUCCUGCCCCGCAGUGUCUAUGCUGUGGCUUUUGUGUCCGCUAAUGUCAACCUGAGCCUUUUCGGGCGAUCGGUUCGGCUAAGUGCGUUAGCCAGGUUAGCUUGUUGGCUAACAAGCUCUGGCUGCCUCAGUGCGAACCAGCGAAGCCAGUUAGCUUAGCCUGCUAGCUAGCUAGCUUUGCUAAACUCUCUCCCCCCCCCCUCCUCCCUUUAAAACUCGACACUGACCGACUCCGGCGGUUCUGGCUUGUUACUGACAAGCCACUUCACCAAAAGCCGAGUGGUAGCCAUGUCCGGACAGUCGACGGGCUGCGGGUUUCUGAUGUCGGUCGUUGUCCACGGAGACUCGGCUCUGAACGAGCAGGAAAAAGAGCUCAACCAGCGACUUCGACGACUUUACCCGGCCGUCAACGAGAACGAGACCCCGCUGCCGCGCUCCUGGAGCCCGAAGGACAAGUUCAGCUACAUCGGGCUGUCCCAGAACAACCUCCGUGUUCACUAUAAAGGUCACGGCAAGACCCCGAAGGAUGCGGCGUCUGUCCGGGCCACCCACCCCAUCCCGGCCGCCUGCGGCGUCUACUACUUCGAGGUGAAGAUCAUCAGCAAAGGCCGAGACGGGUACAUGGGGAUCGGCCUCUCAGCUCAGGGCGUAAACAUGAACAGACUCCCCGGUUGGGACAAGCACUCGUACGGCUACCACGGGGACGACGGCCACUCCUUCUGCUCGUCUGGCACCGGCCAGCCCUACGGGCCCACCUUCACGACGGGCGACGUGAUUGGCUGCUGCGUCAACCUCAUCAACAACACCUGCUUCUACACAAAGAACGGCCACAGCCUAGGUAUUGCCUUCACAGACCUACCACCAAACCUGUACCCGACCGUGGGCCUGCAGACACCAGGGGAGGUGGUGGACGCCAACUUCGGCCAGCACCCGUUUGUCUUCGACAUCGAGGACUACAUGCGGGAAUGGAGGACGAAGAUCCAGGCCCAGAUUGACAGAUUCCCCAUCGGAGAGCGGGAGGGCGAGUGGCAGUCCAUGAUCCAGAAGAUGGUGGCCUCGUACCUGGUCCACCACAGCUACUGCGCCACAGCCGAAGCCUUCGCUAAGUCCACUGACCAGGCCGUGCACGAGGAACUGGCCUCCAUCAAAAACAGACAGAAGAUCCAGAAGCUGGUGUUGUCGGGCAGAAUGGGCGAAGCCAUCGAGACCACCCAGCAGCUCUACCCCAGCCUGCUUGAAAGGAACCCAGACCUCCUCUUCAUGCUCAAGGUGAGGCAGUUCAUAGAGAUGGUGAACGGCACAGACAGCGAGGUGCGGUGCCUUGGAGGACGCAGCCCCAAGUCUCAGGACAGCUACCCCGGCUCCCCCCGGCCCUUCAGCAGCCCCAGCCACAAAGCCAGCAGCUCCCAGCCCUACCUCACAGGGUUUGACAGCAACUGCUGUAACGGCGUGACCUCCAGUAAGAGCCACAGCUCCUCCCCUCACAGUCACAAGCCCUGCCCCCCCAUGGCCGGCGCCGACGUCAGCCUGAACGGGAGCCGCAGCCAGCAGCUCAUCACCAGUAACGACGUGGACAUGGAGGUCGACCACUUCACCAACGGAGUCACCGAGUCCUCCUCCAAUGGUUUCCUGAACGGCACCUCCAAACACGCCACGGAGCCCGACGACUGUGACGCCGUGAUGGAGGUGGAGUCGGCUCAGUCCAAGAGGCAGCUGUGCGGCGGGAGCCAGGCGGCCAUCGAGAGGAUGAUCCACUUCGGCAGGGAGCUCCAGAGCAUGAGCGAACAUCUCCGCCGCGAGUGCGGCAAGAACUCGGCCAACAAGAAGAUGUUGAAGGACGCCUUCAGCCUGCUGGCCUACUCUGACCCCUGGAGCAGCCCCGUGGGCUACCAGCUGGACGCCGUUCAAAGAGAGCCCGUCUGCUCCACGCUCAACAGUGCAAUAUUAGAGACUCACAACCUCCCCAAGCAGCCCCCCCUGGCCCAGGCCGUGGGUCAGGCCGCCCAGUGCCUCGCCAUCAUGGCACGAACUGGCAUCGGCUCCUGCGCCUUCGCCUCUGUGGACGAUUACCUGCACUAGCCACGUGCGCGCGCACACACACACACACACACACACACACACACACACACACACACACACACACACACACAUAGACACACACACACACACUCUGAAGGCUCAUCCAGAACGUCCUCCUCCUCCACCGGAGCUGUGGAGACGCAUGUCCGCUCCACAUGGAGACUAAACCGUCUCGCUCCCCAUCGCCGUCAGUGCAGCGGAGGACCAGGACUCGUUUCUGGGUGGACCUUCACAGAUCACGCCACACACACCUGAAACAAGCAGACGCCACCUCCAUCGUCGUGAUUAAUAGACGCCGUCGCCCCGGGCCUCUCCCACCCACCACCCCCCACCACCCCCCUCAGCCUUCAGAGGCGGCUGUGUUUGCGUCCUCCUGAUGGCCGAGGGAGCGGCUCUCGAAGUGAAACGUACUCUGAGAGGCGGACCUGCAGACAUGGGGCCACGGAGGCAGAAACACAAAAAAAAAAAAACCUGGAUCCAACCUAAAAAAAAUAAACGUGCUCCACCAGGCGGUGAUGCACGCUGACGGCGGACCCCCGACCCACAGAGGCUCACUGAGCGCUCAGCCAAUCGCAGCCCUCCACCCUCUCUGCACCACCCAACCCCUCUGCCCCUCCCCCCCCCCCCCCCCCCUCCUUCACUUCGGGACACGGCGGAGACCUGACGCAUGUGGACUCGGGACUUCGAGGGAGCCGGAGAGAAUUUUCGACGUUUUUAACCAUUAGUUUUGUUUCUUUUAGCAACGUUUGUGGGUUAGGGGGUGCUGUGGCGGAGGGUUCACCUGGCUCUUCUUCUUCUUCUUUUGGUUUUAGUUUUUGUUUGUUUUUUCUCCAGGUUUACCAGGCAUGGUGCAGACGAUAAUGAUGAUCCUUGUCAUUAUUGUAAUUAUCAUUAUAUUAAUUAUUGUUACUUGCAUUCGCAGUAUAUUUGUUGAGCGCCAGCGGCAGCGAGUUCCACCGACUUAUUAUAAUAAAGGUCCCAAUUCCACCGACUUCCCACUGACCAGCGUGUGUACAUGUAAACGUUUCUAUAUAACAAAGUGGAAAUAUAUCAAUAGAGCGACAUAUUUAGUUACCAAAAUAAAAAAAAGAAACCUUUAUUA
Fundulus heteroclitus (mummichog) is the source of this 3348-nucleotide messenger RNA. RefSeq names its product RAN binding protein 9 (gene ranbp9). Gene Ontology annotation, cellular component: cytoplasm. The record is from RefSeq and is a predicted model, not a curated record. The transcript has 14 exons. Gene Ontology annotation, biological process: cell surface receptor signaling pathway; cytoskeleton organization. Gene Ontology annotation, molecular function: protein binding. Bases 456 to 2246 code for a protein of 596 amino acids. Lineage: Eukaryota; Metazoa; Chordata; Actinopteri; Cyprinodontiformes; Fundulidae.